Mycena citricolor is the source of this 1836-nucleotide messenger RNA. Lineage: Eukaryota; Fungi; Basidiomycota; Agaricomycetes; Agaricales; Mycenaceae. The record is from the annotation of a GenBank genome assembly.
UCUCUCUCUAUUACCGACCCGCUCCUCUCGUUACUUUCUUCCUUUUCUUCUUCCGGGCGCCUCCUUAUGUUUGCAAAACUAUCCACAGCGCUCGUCGCGCUUUUAUCUCUCACAUCCUCUUCUCAUGCACUACGACUCGAAAUCGAGGGGCGCCGGAUACCGCACGACCAGGUUUUGCAGCGGAGAGCCAGCCUCGCAGGCUCGUCGCCGCUUGCCAACUCGGCCGACCUGCAGUACACGACGACCGUCAAGGUCGGCGGACAAGACUUUGCCGUGCUCAUUGACACGGGCAGCUCCGAUCUUUGGGUAGCGGGCGAUUUAUCGUCUGCGACGCAGGACACAGGGAAAGCCGCGACCAUCUCGUAUGCCUCGGGCGGCGCGACGGGGCCCGUCAAGCUCGGCGCCGUCGAGUUCUCGGGCUUCACGAUUCCUAACCAGGCUUUCAUCAUGGUCACGCCUGAUGCCGACCACACCGCCGGUCAGGGACUGAUCGGGCUCGGCCCAAGCGCGGGCUCGGUCGUCUUCCAGACCUUUUCUUCCGCCGACGAGGGCAUCACCGUCCUCGACAACAUCUUCAUCCAGAACACGACGACGCCCAACUACAUCACGUUCACCCUCGGGCGCCUGAACGACCCGUCGGAGGUGUUCCCGGGCAACCUCACCGUCGGAGAGAUCCUGCCGGGCCACGCGAACAUCACGAGCCAGCCCAAGCUCGCGGUCACCGAUGUCUCCAUCGGCAACAGCGCGAACCAGCAUUUCCAGGUUCUGCUCGAUGCGGAUGGGUUCCUGGGCCCCGACGGACAGGCCAUUCCGUACAAGUCGGUGGUCAAGUCCACUUCCAACAAACAGCAGGCGACGGUCGUCGUCGACACCGGCUUCUCGUUGCCCCAGGUUCCUGCCACGAUCGCCAGUGGCAUCUACAGCCGCUUCCAGGGCGCCGAGCUCGUGAACGACACGGACGUCGGCCAGAUCUGGCUCGUGCCCUGCACGCAUGAAGUGAACAUCACGCUCAAGUUCGGCGGCGUCUCGUUCCCGGUGCAUCCCCUCGACGCCACGGUGGACCCGACUAUUUUCGGGCUGAAGAAAAAGACGACGUCGGCCGGUGUCACCGCUUGCCUGGGUGUCUUCCAGCCUGUCUCGUUCAACACCGGCUCCGAUCCUUCGUACGACAUCAUUUUCGGAAUGGCGUUCCUCCGGAACGUGUACACUUUGGUCAACUUUGGUGACUUUGUCGACCAUGCGACGAGCAAGGCCGAGCCGUACAUCCAAUUCCUAUCGACUACCAACACUACUGACGCUCAUCUUGAUUUCGUCAACUCCCGGCUGGGUGGCGUCGACACGACGAACGGCACGGUCCUGCUCGCCCCGGCCAGCCAGCCCACGACGUCGGACAGCUCGGGCAACAGCCUCGUCGACUCGUUCAACAAGCACCGGACGUACUACAUCAUCGCGGCCUCUGUCCUGGGCGGGCUCGUGCUGCUCGUCGUCGGGGCCUGGAUCUUCCAGUCCCGCCGCACCCGGUCGCGCGGUGUGUACAAGCAGCUCAACCUGCCGCAGCAGAGCGGCGCGGGGGGUGUCCCCCCGAUGUACCAGUACCAGCAGACGCAGCCGUACAGCUCGCACCCGCCCGAGUACAACGCCGAGCGGCCGUACGACCCGCCCACCGAACACGUGCCGUAUCACAACCCCUUCGAGGCCAGACACUGAUUUCUCUCUUGAUUCGUCAUCAUCAUCAUCAUGGACUUGCUUUGCUGCAUCAUCUAUUACCUCUAUCUCUCCGCCCCAUGUAUUUUCUGUGUUAAUGCUAUCCAGCGCUAUCAAAUGGAUGGACAUGAG